Molecule: messenger RNA, 744 nt
Organism: Diutina rugosa
Lineage: Eukaryota; Fungi; Ascomycota; Pichiomycetes; Serinales; Debaryomycetaceae
Product: mitochondrial 54S ribosomal protein uL10m
Exons: 1
Coding region: 1-744 (247 amino acids)
Biological process (GO): translation
Cellular component (GO): mitochondrial large ribosomal subunit
Molecular function (GO): structural constituent of ribosome
Source: RefSeq, a predicted model, not a curated record
AUGUUGACGUCUACAACCCCGUUUGCGGCGGUGGCCCGGCUCACCCGCUCGUGGGGGGUGUUUCACCUGGUCCGCACCCUUGCGCUGACUCCGCUGAGCGCUCCUUACCUUCUGACAGAGGGCAGAGACACCUUUAAGGACGUGUUUUCCCGCAAGACUUUCCUUAUUGACUACUACAAACACCUCAACGACACCAACAAUAUCGUGUUGUAUUGCCACCACAACAACCUCAAUAAGGUCGACAACGCUCGCGUCAGACUGGAACUCAAUGCCGCGGGGGCAAAGCUUGUCUACUUGCGUAACUCGUUGUACAAGGCCUACCUCCGCAGCGCCGACGAGGCGGACCCGGCGCUGAAACUGGCGAGAGAGGCGACGAUGGACGUCGUCCACCCGCUUGCGCCUCUCUUAAAGGGGCCGACGGCGGUGAUUGCCAUUAAUGAUACUGAUCCGCUGGUGGUUAAGGCAGUGCUCAAAACGCUUAAACUGGUCAACGAAAAGUUAUUUGUUAUCGGCGCCCAAGUGGAAACUUCGGUGUACGACGCUGCCCAAGUCGACCAGUUUAAGGAUCUCCCCACUAAGCAACAAUUACAGGGCCAAUUGGCGGGGCUUUUGACGGUGCUUGGUGGCGCCGGGUUGGUGCGGACGUUGGAGCUGGCAUCGACCCACUUGUACCUCACGUUGGACACCCGUAAGGACGACAUGGCCAAGCAACAAGGCGGCGACGCCGCCAACGACGAGAAAUAG